UAAAAUACAGCUGACUCUGAAGAGGUUAUGUUUGUAUCGUUUUGAUAUUGCUUCAAUUUAUGUAGCGACAAGUUAUUAUAAAAAGUGCAUAAAAUGGAUGAUGAUGACGAUGUGCACAGAUUGGAAGGUAGUUCCAAUGAGAAAGGUGGUUUAAUUGUGAAGAAGAAAACUCCAACAUUCAAAGUUCCUCAAGUGUCCCUUCUUGGGUUGGAUAAAUUAGCUCAAAAGAAACGUAAGGAAAAGGAAGAUGCUGCACGUAAAAUGUCAUUUUCUAUUGAUGAAGAAGAUGGUCAUGAUGAUAGCUCUGUCAGAUCUAAAGAAACAUACAGAGAAAGGGAAAGACAACGAGAUAGGGAUCGAGAUAGAAACAGGGACAGAGAUAGGGAACGGGAUCGAGAUAGAAGGAGAUACAGAGAAAAACGUGAUUAUUCCAGCAGAUCUAGUUCUAGAGAACAAACUCCCAGGUUUAAAGAUGAGCCCAGAACUCCUAAUAUCAAAUUGAAAGAUGAUGUAUCCAAGGCCUCGUGGGAAGAGGAUGACGAAGUACCAACUAAAAGAUCUUCAUGGGAUUUUCCAACUCCAAAAACAUAUAAAUCAUCUGGUGAAUGGUCUGAGAGGAGUUCUAGGUCCAGUAGACAUGAAGACUCCCAUAGAUCUGACCGAAGGGAGUCAGAAAGGAAGGAUAGAAAAGGCAGGAGAUAUGAAGAUGAUACACCUAGAGCAACACCUGCUCAUAGGUAUAACUCAUGGGCAAAGGAUCGUAAGAGAAGUGGUGCUACACCACAACUUAAAAAGGAAGAUAACAAUGUUAAAUGGGAUUCAACUGUUGAUAGAAAUAUGUGGGAAGAAGAGCAGAAAAGAAUUGACAGGGAAUGGUAUAAUAUGGAUGAAGGUUAUGAUGAUGAAAAUAAUCCAUUUGCUACUGUUAGUGAUGAGUAUACAAAAAAGAAAGAGGAGCAACUGGAGCAGAGAAAGAAAAAAAGGAUGUCAGCCCAACAAAGGCAAAUUAAUAAGGAUAAUGAGUUAUGGGAAAGGAACAGAAUGUUGACAUCUGGUGUAGUUCAUUCAGUUGAUUUCAAUGAAGAUUUUGAUGAGGAAUCAGUUGAUAGAGUUCAUUUAUUGGUUCACAAUAUAGUGCCUCCAUUUUUGGAUGGUAGGAUAGUCUUCACUAAGCAACCAGAACCUGUUGUUCCAGUAAGAGAUCCCACUUCAGAUAUGGCUUUAGUUGCUAGAAAAGGAUCACCAUUGGUUCGAGUGUUUAGAGAGCAGAAGGAAAGGCGUAAAGCCCAGAAGAAACAUUGGGAGUUGGGCGGAACGACGAUAGGAAAUAUUAUGGGCAUCAAAAAGAAGGAAGAUGAGGACGAUAAAAAGUACAAUCAAGCGGAUGACAGUUCCGAUUAUCGAGCUGAUCACAAAUUCGCAGAACACAUGACGAAAAGCGAAGCCAGCAGUGAUUUUGCAAGGAAGAAGACGAUUUACGAGCAAAGGUGUUUCUUACCAGUUUUUGCUGUACGUCAAGAGUUACUAAACGUAAUUCGUGAUAAUUCAGUUGUUAUUAUUGUUGGUGAAACUGGUAGCGGUAAGACUACCCAAUUGACUCAGUACCUUCACGAAGACGGGUACAGCAAAUAUGGAAUGAUAGGUUGUACACAACCGCGUCGUGUUGCCGCGAUGUCUGUAGCAAAACGUGUUAGCGAUGAAAUGGGCACCCAAUUAGGUGAUGAGGUUGGAUACGCUAUUCGAUUCGAGGAUUGUACUUCAGAAAAUACAGUUAUCAAAUACAUGACUGACGGUAUUCUGCUCAGGGAGAGUUUAAGAGAACCAGAUUUAGAUCAUUACAGUGCAAUUAUUAUGGACGAAGCCCACGAACGUUCAUUAAGUACGGACGUUUUAUUCGGACUACUUCGAGAGAUUGUGGCAAGAAGGCACGAUUUGAAGCUGAUCGUAACCUCGGCUACCAUGGAUUCUAGCAAGUUUUCCAUGUUCUUUGGAAACGUUCCCACCUUCACAAUUCCAGGCCGAACGUUCCCGGUCGAAGUCCUCUUCAGCAAGAACACGGUUGACGAUUACGUGGAUGCAGCCGUUAAGCAGGCCUUGCAAAUCCACUUGCAGCCACCAUCCGGUGAUAUUCUGAUCUUCAUGCCCGGCCAGGAAGACAUCGAGGUCUCAUGCGAGGUGUUGGGAGAACGUAUUGCUGAAAUAGAAAAUGCUCCGCAGCUGUCGAUUUUACCGAUUUAUUCGCAACUGCCGUCCGAUUUGCAGGCGAAGAUCUUCCAGAGAUCACCGGAAGGCAUCAGGAAGUGCGUGGUUGCCACGAAUAUUGCUGAAACUUCUUUGACUGUGGACGGUAUCAUUUUCGUCAUAGAUGCAGGCUACUGCAAAUUGAAAGUUUACAAUCCAAGGAUCGGCAUGGACGCUCUUCAAAUAUAUCCUAUAAGUCAAGCAAACGCUAAUCAACGAUCAGGUCGUGCAGGACGUACAGGUCCAGGUCAGGCCUUCAGGUUAUACACCGAGCGACAGUACAAAGAUGAAUUGCUCAUCACCACUGUACCUGAAAUUCAGAGGACUAAUUUGGCAAAUACUGUCCUGCUGUUGAAAUCCUUGGGCGUACAGGAUUUGUUGCAAUUCCAUUUCAUGGAUCCUCCACCUCAGGAUAAUAUAUUGAAUUCGUUGUAUCAACUGUGGAUUUUGGGCGCUUUGGAUCAUACCGGAGUGCUUACUAAAUUGGGUAGGCAGAUGGCCGAAUUCCCGUUGGAUCCGCCCCAAUGCCAAAUGCUAAUUGUUUCCAGCGAUAUGGGAUGCACACAAGAAAUUUUAAUUAUCGUAUCAAUGUUAUCGGUACCUUCCAUAUUCUACAGGCCAAAAGGGCGCGAGGAGGAAGCAGAUGGCGUCCGUGAAAAGUUCCAAGUCCCGGAAAGUGAUCAUCUGACUUAUUUGAACGUUUACAACCAGUGGAAGCAAAAUAAUUAUUCUGCACAUUGGUGCAACGAGCAUUUCAUUCACAUCAAGGCCAUGAGGAAAGUCAGGGAUGUUAGGCAGCAGUUGAAAGACAUCGUUAUCCAACAGAAGCUCGAGCUGAAAUCCUGCGGUACCGAUUGGGACAUCGUGAGGAAAUGCAUUUGCUCAGCUUACUUCCACCAAGCGGCUCGUCUGAAAGGUAUCGGAGAGUACGUGAAUUGCCGUACCGGAAUGCCGUGUCACUUGCAUCCGACAUCAGCUCUCUUCGGACUUGGUAAUACUCCCGAUUACGUGGUCUAUCACGAAUUGGUGAUGACCGCAAGGGAGUACAUGCAGUGUGUCACCUCUGUGGAUGGUCACUGGUUAGCCGAACUUGGUCCCAUGUUCUUCUCGCUGAAAGAGACCGGAAAAUCUGGCAGAGCCAAGAAGAAACAGGCGGCAGAACAUUUGCAGGAAAUGGAGAGUCAGAUGCAGGUGGCGCAGGAGGAGAUGCGGGCGAGGAAGGAGGCAGCGGAUAAGAGGGAAGCGGCUUUGAACAAAGGACAAGAAAUCAUAACGGCUGGCUCGACGCCCCGAAGGACACCGGCAAGAUUCGGCCUCUGAACACGAAUCCUUCCAUUUGUAAAAGAUUUUUAAAUAAUUUAUUAAUUUGAUAAUGAAAAAUAAAUUUACAUCCGAUUAUUUCU
This is a messenger RNA of Nicrophorus vespilloides, 3644 nucleotides long. Its product is annotated as pre-mRNA-splicing factor ATP-dependent RNA helicase PRP16. The transcript is spliced from 12 exons. The record is from RefSeq and is a predicted model, not a curated record. Lineage: Eukaryota; Metazoa; Arthropoda; Insecta; Coleoptera; Silphidae. Bases 94 to 3561 code for a protein of 1155 amino acids. Gene Ontology annotation, biological process: mRNA splicing, via spliceosome. Gene Ontology annotation, cellular component: intracellular anatomical structure; spliceosomal complex. Gene Ontology annotation, molecular function: RNA binding; ATP binding.